Molecule: messenger RNA, 1955 nt
Organism: Osmia lignaria (orchard mason bee)
Lineage: Eukaryota; Metazoa; Arthropoda; Insecta; Hymenoptera; Megachilidae
Source: RefSeq, a predicted model, not a curated record
AAUCCGGCAGAAGAACUGCAAAGGAAGAUAUCAAUGACGUAUACGGCCUUCGUACUUCUGUAUGGGAUAUACCUGAACGGAGUAGAUAUUUACCACUCAUGGGGCGAUGCAACUGUAAGUGACCACGUCAGUGAGCUUGAUUGAGUCAUUAGGAAGAAUGUGUUAAUUUGACACUGUACCAAAUGAUAACUUUUUAAAUAGCGAAUGUAUUGAGUUUCCAGCACUGUACGUUUCUGAUACUCAACACGACGUGUAUCAGUAUGACAACAAUUAAGAUGAUCAUCCUAAACUCUAAUAGAGCUGGUUUCGCAGACGCCCUUCGCUACGCGCAACGACACUUUUGGAAUGGAAACUAUGAUUCCGAGGAACGACUUAUCUUUUCCACAUCUGUGAAAUACUGUACACGGUAUGUGAUAUUCGUAGUCGGUUCUCUUCAACUUGGUUUAUCCGGAUACGUGAUCACACCUCUUAUUGAAAACCUUGGACGAAAUAAAUCGGACAGGGUACUUCCAUUCAAGAUGUGGGUCGACUGGCCUUUAUCUGAGACACCGUAUUACGAACUAAUGUUUACUUUCCAGGUGAUUACCGUAUUCAUAAUUGGCGCCGCGUACGUUUGCCCCGAAAUGUUUUUAUGCCUGUUUAAUCUGCACGUGAUGGGUCAGUUUCGUAUACUACAACACAGAAUGUUAAAUUUCUGGAACGUCGAAAGCAAAGAGAUGAACACAGUCAUGUACACCGAUCAUUGUUAUGCAGCUCUCAAGAAGUGUAUACAACAUCAUCAGUUGCUUAUUGAGUUCUGCGUGAAGCUUGAACAAGUAUACACCAUGACCAUCUUUACGCACAUGACAGUUUUAAGUUUGUUGUUGUGUUUCGAUUCCUACGAGAUGCUCGUGGUACGUAUCUAUAGAUCUAUACAUAUAGGUAAAUAAAAUUGAAGCGUCUGUCUGUGAUUUAGAAAUAAUGAUUUUUUUAGCUCAUUAAUGGUUUUUUGCACCUUGCUAGAACCCAAACACGCUUUUACUAAAUUUUUGUCUGUCUGUCUAUCUGUGUGUUUAAACGGGCUAAUCUCCGAAACGACUGAACCGAUUUUGACGAGAUUUUCAUUGGCAGAUUCAAAAUGUAUAGAGUAAUAAUUUAGACUUCUUUUUAUUCUGGAAAUAUUCAGAGUUCUCGCGUAAACUUAAAAAAACUGUGAAAAUCAGACUUUAAUGAGGCAACUUUUUUAUAAGUCCGUUUAUGCAGUUCACGCAUUUACAUAUAUAUAUAUUAUACUGAUUUUAAUUGUGAAAAUCGAAGAGAGAGCCGAUCAAUCACAGAAUUAAACAAAUUUAUGUUUAUUUAUUACGCAUACAAUGCGAACGAAGUCACGGGUAAUCGCUAGUUUAUAAACAUAUGUGCUUCAGCACGUUUGCUGACAUUUUAGGUUCCUAGGGGUUCAAACAAAUAUGUAGUUAAUACGUUGACUGUCACAGUGAGAAGUACCGUUUGUGGUAAGAUACACUGUAACGUAAGUUGUUGAGAACAUGCAGUUGGGUGAAACGUAAUGUGGGGGCAGAGCUUUUUAUCACUACUGAUCUUCGAUAAUGAACGAGACAUGUCUUGCGUGAUAAUCAAAAUCAAAACCGGUCGUACCACCCGUGCUACAUGUUUUAAUUUAUUACUUUAUUGUCCUUAGUGCAAUAUUACGUCGAAUGAUUGCAAUUAUUUAGAAUAAAAUCGUUGUAAUCAAGCUUUUUUUUAAUAUAUAGAAAUGAUAAUUAAAGUUGUUUUGUUUUAAAGUAGUAAGCUUUAAGGAACGCUUCAUAAAGGACGUCCGUGCUUACAGGGAAAUGGUGUGGUAUUAAAGUAGUGAAAAUCUACGGACGUUGUUUAUGGAUUGCUUUUAAGCUUAACAGAAACUUCUUAUUGUUAUUGGUAGUCAAAUAUACUGUUGAAUGUGUACAUACACAGGCAAA